UAAUUAAUAUAUAAUACAGAGAGGAUCAAAAAGUAGUGAUCACGAAGCAAAAAGUUGGCAAAUUAUUGAAGGUAUAUAGCAUCUUCCUUUGCUCUCUCAGAUCUGUCCUUAUUCAAUUUACAGAACAGAAGAAAAAGAGAAGAUGGGAAGGAAGCCUUGCUGUGCAAAGGAAGGUUUGAAUAGAGGAGCUUGGACUGCUGCUGAAGACAAGAUUCUGACUGAAUACAUCAAGAUUCAUGGUGAAGGCAAAUGGCGACACCUUCCCAAAAGAGCAGGUCUGAAGAGAUGUGGGAAGAGUUGUAGGCUGAGAUGGUUAAAUUAUCUAAGACCUGAUAUCAAACGAGGAAAUAUUACUGAUGACGAAGAGGAUCUCAUUAUCAGGCUUCACACUCUUCUUGGAAAUAGGUGGUCUUUGAUAGCUGGAAGACUGCCGGGACGAACAGACAAUGAGAUAAAGAAUUAUUGGAACACCAACAUCGGAAAGAGGCUUCAAAAUGGUAACUCAAAAUUCUUCACUACCUCAAAUGGCGUUGAACCCGGCUCCUCGAGUUUAGCCGGGCAAGACUCCGACCCGGAUCCAGAGUUUGACAUAAAACCCCCACAAAAAACGGCUGCUCCAUGCCCGAUUCCACCCAAAGCAACAAGGUGCACCAAUGUGAUACUUAGCCAAGAACUCCAACCUCGUAAUCACACGAACGUUACCUGCGAUGAUGAGGAAACAAUGGACGCUCCACCUUUCGUGGAUUCCGAGGGAAUCGUCACAAACAACCUGUUGGAUUUCAUGGUGGAUUUUGAGAUCGACGAGGGUGUAUUUUCAGAUCUUCUGAAUACGGACAUACCAGAACCAUCUUGUUUUGAGAAUAAAGUUGUGGCUGUGGAAGAAGCAGACAGUAGCGCCGCCAGCACCAGUGAUGAACAAGGUUGUUAUUAUCAUUUGUCUCCUCCGACGAUUUCUAAUAAUGAAACCUGCUUGAAUAAUGUUUCCGAUGAUUCCAUAUUGCAUAGUCCUGAGGAUUUCCAAUCAAUGUCGGCUCUGAUGGAGACGAUGAAUUCGAUUGGCUUUGAAAUCUUCUAAAGCGUAUACUAGUUGUAAUUACUUCUGGGAUGUUUCACUGCACAAAGAUUUCGAUCUUGUAUUAUUAUAUUGACGUUGAAAUUAUAGCUCGAUGUGGGAAAUCUCAAACUAUAAAUUAUUCCAUUUCUGUUAUGGUUAUUAGGUAGCCAUGUGUGCUCAUAAAUAACAUUUGUUUUUCUUUCUG
Neltuma alba is the source of this 1259-nucleotide messenger RNA. Its product is annotated as transcription factor MYB8-like. Bases 143 to 1075 code for a protein of 310 amino acids. NCBI's taxonomy places the organism in Eukaryota, Viridiplantae, Streptophyta, Magnoliopsida, Fabales, Fabaceae. The record is from RefSeq and is a predicted model, not a curated record. The transcript is spliced from 3 exons.